UGCCCACAUUAAUAUUAUUUUCAUUGAUUUAUAAUUUCAGAAAGGAUGAUUCAUAAAAUAACCAGUUUGACGACAUUCCAAAAUAUGGAAUUCUCUGAAAAAUUUCUGGAGUGGGUAGAGAGUCAUAGCUCUACUUAUAAAAACGGAAUUUCGGUUAUGGGAAGCAAUAUUAGAUUUUUCCUUAAUAAGGAGGAGCCCUUAUUUUUGAUAUUUGAUGAGUUCCAUUUAAAGGACAUUGACAAUGCACCAUCACGAUAUGCAAAAUGGAAGGUGUUUUGCGUGGGAAUUUCGAAUUUAAAAGGACAUUUUCAAAUAAUUUAUUUGAAAACAAUGACUUCUGGACACGAACAAAUAGGUUCUUUAGCAAUUAAAGUUGGUGUCAAAAAUGCAACUGACCUCAUUAAAGCUAACGGCGUUUUAUAUAGCCGUUUAGAAGGGGCAGCAGACAAAUGCGCAUCAAAUGGUGAUGCAAUCAACUUUUUAAAGAGCCAGGGACUUCCCGUUAUUUACGAUCUGCGCCACCUUGUGGAUAAGUUAAAUUCAAUGGGUCACGUCGAUGUUAUCUUGCGACACCUGCUGCAACAAUUUUUAUCAAAGUCAACUUAUAUGGAUAAAAUUAAAUCCAUCAAAACGGUAGUGGAGAGGACAGUGCCCCAAAAAUUACAAGCUCGAUAUGAGAACGAGCUUUCAGCUAUACAAUAUUUCCUGAGAAAUAUUUUUCAAACGUUUCCCGAACGCAUGGUGACCCUCCAAUCGGUGAACUCAGAUUUGUUUGAGAGCAUGGGUUCAUCCAUUCAAGGAACACCAUACGAUGCUGCUAGCGAAGCGUUUCAAAAGUUUAAGGAAUUGGAGAACGUGGAGGAGGCCAUCAUCUUCAUGGCAACUCUUACCACAGUUGUUAUACAAAAACAACACAAGAACCUGGUGGAUGUUUAUAACUUAUUGGAGGAUCAAGGACCAAACGAUCGAGGAGAAAAGAGACACCAUGGCAAUGCAGGGCUCGACGGGCCAUCAAAGAAGAGGGCCUAAUGAAAUAAGUUGCGGACCCACCACUGUAUGUGUAGUGACCUGGCUUUAUCCAAUAAAAAAAAAAAACAAAACACGUUGAUAAAUG
This is a messenger RNA of Drosophila ananassae, 1114 nucleotides long. RefSeq lists its product as uncharacterized. The transcript is spliced from 6 exons. The coding region runs from base 46 to 1029 and encodes 327 amino acids. NCBI's taxonomy places the organism in Eukaryota, Metazoa, Arthropoda, Insecta, Diptera, Drosophilidae. The record is from RefSeq and is a predicted model, not a curated record.